Molecule: messenger RNA, 18222 nt
Organism: Lymnaea stagnalis (great pond snail)
Lineage: Eukaryota; Metazoa; Mollusca; Gastropoda; Lymnaeidae
Source: the annotation of a GenBank genome assembly
AGGUGCCCAAGCUGGCAGCCCUAUGCCUAUCCGCCCUCCCUCGGGGCAGGUAGAUGGACAGAAUAGAAUGACCCAAUCCCCUAUGGCUACACAAGGUAUGGACACAGGUAGCACAUUUCUGUUUUAACUUUAUUUUAAUCAACAAUUGAUACAUAUUUAAGUUUUAUUUGGUGAUCAGGCACAUAGCAAGCAGGAUCCAAUAAAAUAAAACAUUUAUUAUAUGACGUUGGGUCCCUACUUAAAACUUGAGUCACAUAGGGUGCAUGAUCCAAUAAAAUAAAACAUCAUUUAUUGUAUGACGUUGGGGUAGCUACUUAAAACUUCAUUCACAUAGCACACAGGAUCCAAUAAAAUAAAAGAUCAUUUAUUUUAUGGCUUUUGGGUAGCUACUUUGAACUUGAUUCAUCUAUUUGUAAUAUUAAAGGUUUGAUUAGAACAUCUUUUAAUUUUAGGUGAUAAUACUUUUGUUUAAGAGUGUGUAGUGUAAGUAUUGUUUUUGAAAAGUAAAAACUGAGUUUAUUUAUUUAAAAAAAUGCUGCUCUAUAGGAGCUAAAUGCAAUUAUCUAAAAGGAUAUUUAUUUACCAUUUUAGGCAGCCUAAAAUAUAGUAAGAUUAAUUUCCACAUACUUAUGCAAUUUUAUCAUUAAAUAAAUAUUUUUGACCAUAUCUUAACCUUUUGGAUUUUCUUUUUCAACAGGCUAUAACCAACAAAUGAUGCCCCCACCCAACAGUAUGGGCUAUAUGCCCAGUACUGGGAAAGUGGGAAGCGGUCAAAUGCCCGGCCAUUUUCAACCUUAUAACUCACAGUAUCCCCAAGGUAUUUUAAGAUACUUAUGAUUAAUUUGUUUUAAUUCAAAACUUUUUGAAAGAAUUGUAUUGCUAUUGAUUAUUAACAAUGAAAAUUAAAAGUCACAUUUCAAUAUACUGUUAUCAAAAACUUAAUUAAUUGAAAUUUCUUUCAUUUAAGGCAACUACAGUCGUCAACAGCCUGGAAUGGGAGGUAUGGGUGGGCCACCCAUGUCAGGACCCAUGCAGAACUAUCCAGGACCUCAACAAAAUAUGUAUCCUAAUGGACCUGGUCAGAUGCCAGGAGGACCUAUGUAUGGUAACAUGCCAGGUAUGAACAGAAAUAUGGGCCAGCAAGGAUAUGGUCCAUAUUCUCAAGGUAAUAAUAAUAUGGGUGCUAUGAUGAAUAACCAGUAUCCAGGCUACAUGGGUCCCAUGCCUGGUCAGCAUGGGAUACCACCUCAAACUGGACCAGUACCGAUGCCACCAGGAUCAACGUCUGGCCCUAUGACUUCCAAUUUAAGUGGUCAACCAGGAAGCAUGAUGUCACAGCACAGUAACUCAUCGAACAAAGCAGCCCAAGCAGCCCAGGCAGCUAUGAUGGCAGCUGCUAACACAGUAGGGCCCCGAAUGUCUCACAAUCGAGGUUCAAUGAGUCCCUCUAGAGGAAUGUUUGGACAAUCUGGUGGCCCUUUGGCUCAAAUGAACAAUAUGACCAACUCACCAAACUUUGGCAAUCCCAGUUUAAACAGUAUGUCCAAUGCUGUCGAACACUUGGCACGGAGCAGCUCGGGAGGGAUGCCCCCGUCUGCUAUGGGAGGUUCAUCCACAACAAUUUCUUCCCCAGUGCCUAAGUCGGCUCACAGCCCAGCAGCUAUGACCAACAACACAUCCUCCAGUAUUGCUCAUGGUGGUGAUCAUAACCAAACAUCACCAUUGUCCAACACAGACACUCAUGAAUCAUCUUCACGGCCAAACUCCACAACGGCCCAUCACCCCGACCUCCCCAAUAAUGAGUCGACCACAGGCUCUGAAAGCUCAGGUGGCAUGCCUAGUGAUUCAACCUCUGUUGACAGUGGUUUCCAUUCCUCUGAUCAGGGUGAUAAAACAUCUGACUCUGUAAGCACUCCUACAUUAUCCGGGACUUCACCUCCACCAUCUGGUACCCACCAGAAUGGGGACUCGUGUAGGACAAUAGAAAAUAUUAGCCCUCCAGGGCACCCUGCUAGUCAUCAUUCUCAUCACCAACACAUGCAACACCAACCUCAUCAUAUGGGUCAAGAGUCCAAGAUGCCUUACAGUGAGAGUGGAAUUCCAUUACCUCCGCCCUCAAUGUCAUCUGCCAUGUCAUCAAUGCCUUCAUCCAGCAGCAAUGUUGUCACUACAGCCAGUACAGGUAGGAAUCAAUUUAUUUUGGUUAAAACAGUUAUCAAUUUUUUCAAAGUUAAUAAACACAAAAGCGUUAUGACCUUUCGUUAUGAGGAUUUUCAAAAUAUUUAACUAGUAGGUAAAAAUUAAAUACUUGCAUUUAAUAAUAAAAGAGGCAGGGUCAGGAUGGAUUGCAUUUGAGCGAUAAAGUGAAGAUUAGCCACUAAAGGAUUGACUGUUUUAAUUUCAGAAAAUUCCUAUUUUUCCUCAUAGCUACACCGACUUGUUUAUGUCUAGUAGCAUUUUGUAUCAGUUACAUUACCUUUUGUCUUAAAACUAUCCAUAAAAAGAUCUUGGUUUAUUUUGCUAUGGUAAUAAAGUAUUAUUUCUUUUGCAUAAGCCACUGACUAUACAUUCAAUUUGUAAAUGAUGCAAAUCUAUACAAGAUGCCUUUCUAAUGAUUUAUUCACCUCGUUAAUCCUUUUUAUCAUUUUAAAAUGUUAAAACACUUCCUGUUAAUUUUUAGGACAUCUGAUUUUAAAUACAUUUAGUUGUUUAGGGCAAGAUAGAUUCAAUUUUAAUUUAUUUUCCAUCAUUUCAGGCCCCAUAUUAACAUCAGUCACCCAAAGUAUAGUAUCACCAGUAACAAGUAUUUCCACGUCUAUUCCUCAUCACCAUCCUCAUGCCCAUCUUAUGGGCCCUCAUGGAGGACCUCCACACAUGAUGGGGCAUGGUAUGGCUCCUGGUCCACAUGGAAUGAUGCCAAACGGUAUGGCACCCAACAAUAUGAUGAAUCCAGGUCACAUGGGAGGUCCUAAUCAAAUGCCACCAAACAUGGGACCUCAUCAUAUGAUGCCGUCAAACAUGGGUGGGCCAAAUAUGAAUAUGAAUCAGAAUGGCCCCAUGAUGGGGCCAAAUGGACCAAUAAUGAGCCAUAAUGGUCCGAUGAUGUCAGGACAUCCUGGGAUGAACAACAGUGGAAACAUGCCACCCAUGGGUCAGAUGCCUCCACACCCACAGAUGAACUGUAUGCCGCCAAUGAGUAAUAACAACAACAACAUAAAUGCAGGCACAAACACACCUUCUGAAGAUCCUCCAGAGAAGAAGAAGAAAGUAAAGGUAAAUCCAUUGUUCAGUAAUUUUUUUAACAAUCCUUUCCUACUUACAGUCCCAAGCCCUGUAGUGCUCCCACAGAGUUGUCUGGUGCUUUGUUCACAUUUGAAGCAAAGAGGUGAAACUUGUUACACAAAUUUCAAUUGUGUUUUUAAAGAUUCUUUUAGAUUAAUAAUUGAAAAUUUAAGUAUACAAGCAGUAAACACGUUUUCUUACUAAUAUGUUACCUUUGCUCUGCUAUCUCUUCAUACUUGGUGCAAAUUUAGUUGAAAAAAGAAAAGACAUAAAUUUUUAUUUCUAAGUAAAAAUUAUAAAACACAAACAAAUCAGGACAACAUGAAGCUAAUCGACCAUUAUUAAAAUAAAAAAAAUUGUUUGCUCUCCCUAGUAAACAGAUUUUUCUAUUUUUAAAAACAACUUAUUAUUUUUUUUAUUUUUAUUACUCUUCUUUUAAGCAUGCCAUGACCAAUACAGCUAGAGCCAUCAUGAUAGGAUGUUUUUCUUGUCACUAUCAAAUCAUUGCCCAUGUUGUCAUGUUGCAUCAUCACUUUAUUCAUUAAUUUUUUUGUGGAGGUACACUAUCAAUUUUAGUAAGUGUGAAUGAAUUUUGUCAUGUACAUGUACAUCUGGAUGUGGUAGUGCUAGGAUAAGAAAAGGUCUAUCCGUAAAACAGAUCUGAACAUAUUUUGCGGUAAUAUUAACCAGGGGUCUCCAAACAUUUUUCACGGCGGGCCGGAUAAUGGAAAAAAUGACGAGCCCGGGCCGGAUAAUCAUUCUGUACAAUGCUUCCAAGCCAGAACGAAAGCUCUGGGGAAAAAAGGCAAAAAACUAAGUUAAGUAUUCCAUGUUAAUCAUGGGUGAAUGGUGUGCAAUGUACAAAAAAAAAAGACAACCAACAUAUUUAUUAUCUUAAAAAGUUAUCAAAGAAGGUGACGUCAGCAAAGAGAUAGCUACAUCAGACGAAGUGUGCACAUAAUCGAGUAUCACAAACUAAACAGCCAUUUUGCGGUAAUAUUAACCAGGGGUCGCCAAACAUUUUUCACGGCGGGCCGAAUAAUGGAAAAAAUGACGAGCCCGGGCCGGAUAAUCAUUCUGUACAAUACUUCCAAGCCAGAACGAAAGCUCUGGGGAAAAAAGGCAAAAAACUAAGUUAAGUAUUCCAUGUUAAUCAUGGGUGAAUGGUGUGCAAUGUACAAAAAAAAAAAAAAGACAACCAACAUAUUUAUUAUCUUAAAAAGUUAUCAAAGAAGGUGACGUCAGCAAAGAGAUAGCUACAUCAGACGAAGUGUGCACAUAAUCGAGUAUCACAAACUAAACAGCCAAAAAGUUAGUGAGAUGUAUGAAACUGGCGUUUGGCUUUCAAGAUUUCAUCAAUGUUUGGUUUCGAAUUGCUGCAUCCAAUCAAGAGAAUUGUUUUCAAAUGUUUAUUAAUCACUCUCGUUCGAUGCGUUGACUUUACAUGCUUUAUUUUUGAAAAUGUUUGCUCACAGACAUAAGUUGUUCCAAACACUGAUGCCAUACCAGCGGCAAAGUUCUUCAGUUUCAGAAACUCAACAUCAGGUUAGCAGCGGUCAAAUUCAACAAGUUUUCCUUCUCUGUGGGUAAAUUUAUACAUUUUAUCAAGCAAAUUCAAGUACUGUCUUUGGACCGGAUGAACUGGCCUAGCGGGCCAGGCGGCCCGUGGGCCAUAGUUUGGAGACCCCUGAUAUAAACUAUAAUCAAAUGUUAAAUUGUUUAAAGCUUACUUCUUCUCACUAUCACCAAGUAAAAUACAAAUGUUUCUGUAUAUCAUAAACCAAUGCUUUCAGCUGCUUUACAUGUUGCAGAGUGGAAACAUGCACAUCCAUAGAUGUUUAAAGGACUGUUAAACAUAACCAUCAUUCAUUAAAAUUGGUUACAUGCUUUUGAUGACACCAACCUCUUACGAUUGACAUCCCAGUCCAGAUCCUUUUUACCAAUUUUUGCUCAGUCAACAUUUGUAAAUGUAACUUAUUUUUUACAAUAAAAUAAUCAGUGGAAUGAAGGGUAUCUCUAAAUCUAAUCACUGUAAGUUCCUAAUGUUGUCACACCCAUCACCUUUUCACAAACCUAACUCUCUUUCCUCCUCUAUUUUUCUUGUUUUUGGCCGACUUUGUAGGAGUUGGAGGGCCAGCCUCGCGCCGGCUCUGCCGGGCCACACUACACAGAGGAACCCAACAGUCCUGGGGCCCUUGUAAGUGGCCGCACGGAAAUUAACUUGCUCAAAACAUGAAAAUACCUAGUUUUGAUUUUUGGGAACGCUCGUGUUACCACUUUACUGUUAUUAUUUUUUUUUUUGUAUUUGUUAAUUUUGUUCUUCCCUUUGUCGUGGGUGAUAGCGACAUUUAUAAUUUUUGUAAUUAUCAAAAUUGACCCUCCACUGCCAUAUUUACCUUUCCCAUUUCCCCGCAGAAGCAGCAGCAGCUGAAACAUAGCAGUGUUGUGUCAUUUUAUGUUACUACCAUGCCUCGGCCACUCUGCUACUUACGCUUCUUCCUAGAGGCACCAAAUUAUGCUCAUAUAAAUGUCAUUGAAGGGCUGCAGAGAGCAGAAUUUGAAAUUGAUUAAAGGGAUUCGUUGAGAAACAUACAAUCAAAAGUUGAUCUAUCACAGAUUUGAUGCAGCAUCACUCUUAGUACUUCAUAUCAUUUGGUGCCUCUAUCAUUUGUGUUUGAAUCUUGUUUCAUGGAGAAGGUGUCAAUUAAUGAAAAUGUCUUGCUAUCUCCUUAUAAUUUGUUGUUAAGUUUUCAUGCACAGUAUGUAUUACUUGUAUGUGGUGAACAGGCAUUAUUUUCUAACAGUUCAUACAAAAAAUAGCCAGUUUCGGUUGUGUUGUAUCCUUCUUGGAAGAACUUGUAGGCCACCACAAGAGUAGAUACUUUUAUUUCUCAUAUGCAGAUGGCUGGUGCAGCUCACAAAUUAAUAAUCUUUCCUUUGGAUUGCGUGCAUAAGUCCUUCCUAAAAAAUUUUUUUGUCUCGAGCAGCAACUAAUCCUUUAUUCACUCUCAUGCUUUUCCCAUCUAUACCUUCUGAUGUAAUCUGUGGUGGUAAAACUUAUAUUUAAUCCCAUUGGCAGAAUUUAUAUGAAAAUCUUAAGCAUUAAAUUAAGUGAAGAUUCUUCAUUUAGAUAUCAACUUUAUAGAGCAAGUAGAUCACCAAACACCUUCACAAUUGAGAAAAUAAUGAAUUAGUAGCGUGUUUUCUUACUACCUACCUUGCUGCUUCUUUAAAGAUAGUGAAUAUAAGUGUUUAAGAAAUGUAAUUUUUUUAGUCCUUGGAUAUUCUCAAUUGAUUUAAGUUCUGUUAUGUUCUUUUAGAUAUAUUUUUCUGCUUCGCCCCUUUUCUUAUUUCUACAUUUUAAAAAUGUAAAAAAAUUUAUGAAUGUUCUAUCAUCGCAUGGCAAUUUAUAAAAAAAUAUUUUUUGCUCCUUGUUAAGUGCCUGAACUUUUUUUAAAUGUUUUUUUUAUUUAUAUUUAUUUUUUUAAAAGUUUUUUGUUUUUGUUUGCUUUUAUUGAAAAUAAUUUUCUUAAUAAAAAUGUAAUUAAUUUAUGUUACAUUGUUUAUUAAAAAAUUUAUAAUUUAAAUGAUAUCAGGUAUUUAUCAAUAUUAAAAAAAAAAAAAAAAAAAAAAUUAAGCCUCAUUGCUCACAAGCACCAACUUCAAUAACCAUCUCAGUUGACUAAUAAAAAAAAAAAAAAAAAAAAAAAAAUUAAGCCUCAUUGCUCACAAGCACCAACUUCAAUAACCAUCUCAGUUGACUCAGUUGUUUAUAGAGGUUUUUAAAAAAAAACAGUUUUAUUUACUCAAUUUCAUUAUUUUUUAAAAAAGGCCUCAAUAGAGUAAUUAGGACUAUAUUUUAAGUAUCCCCUAAAAAAAAAUGCAUGGAUCAAAGAAAAUGUUAACUAAUAUAUAAUUAAAAAUGUAAGGGGGGAAAGUCUUUAAAUUUCUACAUAUAGAAAAGAAACUAUGCUUUCUCCAUUUUGCAAAAGAUACACGAUGCUUCACCAUUUCUGACGUACCGGUACUUAAUUCUGCUAAAUUUUAUUUAAUGAUCAGAAGCAUGCCGAUUUAUUUAAACAAUAUUCAUAUGUUGUGCUAUGACAGUUCUAAUUUGACAUGCUUUUUCAGGCUUCCUUGUUUAUUACUGUACUACUGGUUUUUAAUGUAGUGUUAGGUUCAAUAUUGAUGCAGAAUUACUUAGAAGCCAGUCUGCUGACCCUGCUUUAGUGUUCCCCAGCAUUAUGUAUCCAUCUUCUACAAAUCUUUUUUCUCUGGAGCAUUUAUUUGUCAUGUAUACUUAGGAAAACAAAAAUGAUGAUAAAAAUCAUUUUCUACCCCCUUGAUUUGUGUUUAAGGCAUUUUUGUAACUAUUGUCAGAGUUUUGAAGAAAUAUAGAUUGAAGAAUGUUGUUAAUGUAUGAAGUGCAUGAAAUAAUCUUUUACUGAAAAUAGUCUUAAUUUAAUGGCAUUAUUCACUACUGAUCAGUUUUAAUUUUUGAGAGCUGUCUUCACAGAAUUUUUGGGAACUUUUGAAACUAUUUUUACUCACAAGAUAAAUUCAAAAUCUACCAUUUACAUAUGUAUGCAAAUUUAACUGAAUACAACCUAUAAUAUUAAGUGCAAAAGAAAGACAUUAGUAUUAUUAAAUCACUUAUGAAAUAUUAUAGAGUAAAUUUACCACAAUGAAUUGCAAACAAUUUGAAACCAUUUUUUAAAAUCAAUUCCAUUGUAAAAAAUUAUGUUCCUAAAUGGUUGUUUUUGUAUUAAUGACCUAACCUUUUUACCCACAACAGAAAUCUUCCUCUGACCUAUCAAAACUGUAUGAAAUGGGACCAGAGCCUGACCGUCGACCUUUUCUGGAGCGGGUGCUCAACUUUUUAGAAGAAACUGGUCAACCAGUGACAACCCUGCCAGUUAUCAGCAAGACACCACUGGAUCUUUACAAGCUAUAUCUAUGUGUUAGAGAAAAAGGUGGCUUUGAAGAGGUAUGCAAGUUAACUUUUUGUUCUGUUAUCCAAGUCCUUCAUGGACAAUGUGAAUAGAUAAUUUAAACAAAUUAAAAUUUCCAUAUACUAUUUUUAAUGUUCAUGUUCUUUUUUAAAGAAGCUGUCCAAAAAAAUUAUAAAGAUUAUUCGAGCAAAAAGUAAAUAUAUGUUAUAUAAUUCAUAUAAUAAAUUUUAGGGAAUAUUAAAAUUUUCUAAAGAGAGAACUCUAGUGAAAACUGUCUUCUUACUUAUUUGCUCCAGGUAACAAGAAGCAAAAAGUGGAGAGAUAUCUGCACAGUAGUAAAUAUUGGAACAUCUGCCAGUGCUGCUUUUACUUUAAAAAAGAACUACAUUAGAUACUUGUUCAACUAUGAAUGCAAGUAUGAUAGAGGUGGCAUUAAUCCAGCACCAAUCUUGGCCCAGAUGGAAGCUCAGUUGGCUCAUAAAAGAGAGCAGAAAAAUAAACGAGCCCCGUCACCAGGUUUGUGGUUUUGUAUAUUUUUAACUGUGACGGUACAAAAAAUAUAUAAGGGGAAAUAUUCUGUUGUUUCAUAAGUAAAUAUGAAUUAAAACUUGUGAAAAAAUUGCAUUUUAAUUAAGUUUGUUUGAAAUAAAUAUUAUAUUUUAGUAAUGGAUCUACAUUAUCACCUUAAGUUCUGAAAUGUUAUUUUAUUUUAGAUGUUUUAGAUCCUUUGGGGAAAAUCAAAAUAUACAGUUUUUUCUAUAAAAUUUUAAUGUGCUAGUUUCAUGAUUGGCAAUGUAAUGCAAAUUCGUGUGUAAUUUGCUUUACUAAUAAUUUUAACCCAUCUUAUGUCGUCAGCAGGCUCAAACUCAAAUGAUGCAUUCCGCCCACCUAGUGUCCCCAACAAUCAAAUGGAUUCUUCAUACCCACCUAAUAUGCCUCCUCCUUACAUGCAAAAUCCAGAUGGUACUAUGCCCAAUCCCCAUAUGAGUGGACCUAAUAUGAUGAUGGGCCCCAACUCAAUGAUGGGUGGUCCUGGUCCACAUGGUGGGAUGGGUAAUAUGAUGGGUGGUCCACCAAUGGGUCCUUCUGGCAUGAUGGGAGGUCCUGGAUCAAAUAUGAUGCACGGGCAACAAGGAAUGAUGCCACCAAACUCCAGUGUUGGCAAUAUGAUGGGUGGUCCCCAGAUGAUGCCCGGUGGCCCACCUGGUUAUGGAGGUCCAAUGAUGCAGCAACAACCUGGUGGACCAUUGCCUCCAACCAGCAAUACAGGUGGGACACCCCUUGCACCCCACAGUGGUGUAUCAGGUCCAAUGCCUGUUACCUCUGACAGCAUAAGUGUGCAGGAUCCCUUUGCCGAUGAUUCCAUCUACCUGCAGCGUGGAAUGCCUCCUCAAGUGACACCACCGCCACAAUCUCAACCCACAUCAACUCCCAUGUCCACCUCACAUCCGGGCAUGCAGCAGAGCAGUAUAGGAAGUAUGACAAUGACCAGUGCGUCUGGUCGUCCAGUCUCAUCUUCCACUGGUUAUGGUGGUGCUGAACAGCCUAUUGGUGUCGGGUAUCCUUCAAAUUCUAACCAGCCAAACAUGCCUCCCACUUCAAGUGGUGGUCAGUUUCCAUUCGGACAAUCAUUUGAACGCCCAGACAGGUAAUUUGAAAUAAAAUAUAAACAUUAAUAGAAAGAGAACCAACCUUUGCAUUUAUAUUAGAUUAAAUUUGCAUUGGCUUAAAGUUCAGGGUUAAUUUUUAAAUUACUUCAUUAGCAGGAGAGUGCUAGUAGGAAUUUCAUAUAUGAAUUCUUCCUUCUUCAUUAAUGUUUAGGAAGAAUGGUUCAUUAAUACAAGCUGUUGGCUUUAAAUCUCAUUUACCAAUCCAUUCAAAUAUAUUGCUAUUUGAAGUUGUUUUCCUUAUGUUUAAAGCUAUAUUUGUCAUACAAUAAAAAAAAAAGUAUUCCUGCAUUGUUAAAUUGUAGAUAAUAUAAAACCUGCGCCCUUACCGCUUUCAGGUUUGACCAGUCUAGCCCAAAUAUGCAGAGGCCUCCAGGACCAACGUCUGGUAUGGCCCCAUCUCAGCAGGCACCUCCGCAACCUGGUGAAAAUGCUCCUAUGUACCCAGGCCCACGUUUUCCAGGUCCAACUCAAGCCCUUGGCAUGAGGCCUCCCCAAGUUGGCGAUGCUUCAGUCCAGUAUCCACCUCAAGGUCCCCCAUAUCAUCAGGGGCAGCCAGGUUACCCAGGUCCCCAAUAUCCAAGCUAUCCUCAACCUCAGACUCCAGGUGGCCCUUAUACAGGUCCCAGACCACCAGCAGGCCCAGGUGGCAUGUAUGGGACUCCAAGCAAACGUUUUCCAGAGGAUGCAGGUAACUUUCAAAAUACAAAUAUACAUUUAAUUAUCUCUUCUUUCUACUGGGCUAGUAAAAACACAAUGUCAUAUAUUAAGUCUAGCCAGCUUGAAGUAAUUAGAUGAUUGUUGGAUCUGGGUUAAUAUUUGUGAGUAAACCAUAAACAGACUUAAUAGCUAGGUAUCUUUACAAUUCUGAAAGUGCUGUUCUGCCAUUUAGACCAUGUAUGUUCUUCUAUAUAUUUCUAUAACCCCCUUCCUCUUUACCUUCACCACACUUUCUAAGCUUUCCUUCAUAGUGUUGGUUCUUCUCUUAACAGCUCCAAAUCAAUACUCUGAUUGGUCUAACCAAAAUAUGGUUAAUCACAUGCCCUAUGCAUCAGGCCCCUCGGAGAGGCAAGCGCCUUCACCAGAUGGUAUGACAUUUUUGCUGUAUAGCUGCCAUAUGAAUCUGUUUACUUAUCUUGUUUCAUCUCACUUUUUUUUUUUUUUUUUUUAAAUCCUAUCUUUGACACAGUACCAAUGGUGCUUUUAGGCAUUAUUUUUUUUUUUUUUUUUUUUUUUUUUUUUUUUUUUUUUUUUUUUUUUAUUUUUUUUUUUUUACCCAUUUUUUUUUUUUUUUUUUUUAAAUCCUAUCUUUGACACAGUACCAAUGGUGCUUUUAGGCAUUAAUGAUACUUUCCCUAUUAAUAAAAAAAUUAAAACCAACAUCCAUUUGAACUAUUUUUACAUAGCAAUAGAUUUAAACUACAGUGGUACCUUGGUAUACGUGCUUAAUCCGUUCCAGAUCCUUGGACUUAAACCAAACAGGACUUAUACCCAACAUAUUUUUCCUAUAAGUAAUAAAGGGAAAAUGAAUAAUCGGUUCCCAUGAAAAAAAAUCAUAUUGUUAUUGGCAUAAUAUACAUUUAUUGUUGUGGUUGUAUAAAUAAAACACUGCUUAAUACUAAAAUGCAGAAAUAAAAAGAACUUAAGUGAAAUAAAUGAAAAUUUAACCUCACUUUACCUUUUGUGAGUAGAGUCAAAUGCUUACUAAUGUGGUGCUGAGGAGGAGGAGAUGUUAUUGUUUUGAAGGAGAGUCCGCUUUCAAUAAAACUUCAGGAAUAUGACAUUCUGUUGUUUUUUCUUUUUUCUGUCUCUUUUCCCUAGUUGACCCUGGCUGAGGCUCACCAGGUUUGACUUUUAUUAAAAAUCUGUCUAAAGAGCUUUGUUUUUGCCUUCUCCUUAGGAUGUUUCGAAAAUGUGACAUUGUCUGGUCAUUCUAGACAAUGCUAUUACGACUUGUUAGGGCUUUGUUGGGGUGGUACUUCUCUGCAAAGUUUUUACAUCCAUCCAUUUAGCAAAGAUUUCCUUGAUUAAUGAAGUAGGAGCUUCCUUUAUCUCCUCCUCCUCAGAGCCUGAAGAGAGUGCAUCCAUCCUAGUCUUUGUGUGAUGUGUCAUUUUGACACCUACAAGUUCUAGCACACAUGCGGGUCGUAUUCCAAAUGAAGGUCUUAUACCAAGCUAAAUGUUUCUCGUCCAAACAGGACGUAUACCAAGUUAGACUUAUUCCAAAGCGGACAUAUACCGAGGUACCACUGAAUAUCAAUGAUUAUAUCUCCAUUAAUAAAUAUAUGCUUAUUUUAAAAUCUUUCUUGAUUGCGUUCUUAUUUUAAAAAAUCAAGCCACAUUUAAGAUUAUUGUGCCUGCUACAAAAUUGCCAUUGGUACUGAAUGGAAACUCAUUGGGUGAAAAGCCCUGGUGCUGUUAAGUGUUUAAAAGGGCAUACAAUGUUAUUAAACAUAGAAACAAAAGGAUGGGUAAACAUUAACCAUCCUUUUUCAGCUGAUGGUGCUCUUUAGUGGAAAAAAACAAACUUGAUUUCUUGGAGAAUAAACUUUUCUUAACCAUGAGGAAUAUCUUCAAAGAAUAUUUCAAAUGUUUACGUCUCAUUUUGCAUUUCUACAUAUACUUUUUUAUGCUUUUGUUAAAAAUUGAUGAAUUAAAUAUAAUUCAAGUAAUAUUUUAUUUUUGUAAAAAAAAUUAAUAGAUCGAAUGCGUGAUGGUCAAUGGUCACCAAUACAAAGGUCACGUAUGCCACAGACAGGUCCAGGCUAUCUGCCACCGGCUCCACCUUCUACUCCACCUAUGGGACCCUAUGGUCGUCAAAUGGGACAUAGAAAUUCCCCGCAAAGUCGUGAUGGACCACGUUUUGGGGGACCCCAGAAAAUGCCAGUAAGAGUAUCCAAUUUUUAAAAAAAAUGCCUUCAAAUUAUUUAAGCACAUAUGACUUUUUAAACAGUAAACAAUUAAAUUAGAAAUACAGAAAUAUCUGUGGAGUAGAAACCUGACCCAGGGAAGUGGUGUUCCUUAUCUAUUGUCUCAAACACUAGUUGGCACAUGAGGACUGAAUGAAUGAAAGAUUUACUGUACAUAAAAAAUAGGAUUAAAAGAGUGACAUUUGAAACAUGUUUUCUGUUUUUUCUUUUACCAGCCGGCAUAUGCUGGAAUGACUUCUGGACCCGUAAUCAAGAAAGAACUAAUUUUUCCAAGUGAUUGCGUUGAGGGAAUUAAUAUCUCAACAACUAAAAGGAAGAAGCUCACUCACAAAGAUAUAGGUACAUAUAUAAUGUUAAACUUGUUACUUGCAGAGGUACAUAGUAAUCCUUGAUCUUGUAUAAUUUUUUAUCUCUAUAUUAGGUAAAUGUCAGUUGUAAUUUUUAAAUCUUAAAAUAUCUGUUCAAAUCUAAUUUUAGUGUUAUGUAGAAAUAGUUUUCACAUUUGCUUCAUUGCUAUUUCAAAGAAAAUAUUUUAAUGAACUGGUAUUAUCAGAGCUGCGUAUAAGAACUAAUAAGAAAGAAUAUUCCAAUUAAAAGUGAUGAAGCUUGAUGAUUGUUGACCAACAAUGUUUUGGAAAUUUUAGUGUGCCAUCCCUUGGAUUUUUAUUUCUCUGUCAUAAUUAUGGACAACUGUACUUUUAUAACUUAUUAAAAUACAAAACCUAUCUAUUCCAGCCCCCUUUGAGGCAUGGCGACUGAUGCUGGCGCUAAAAUCUGGACUCCUUGCAGAGAGCACAUGGGCACUAGACACCCUCAACAUUCUUCUCUAUGAUGAUACCACAUAUGGCUACUUUAGCAUGAGUACACUGCCAGGUCUUCUGGAGGUACUUACUGAACACUUAAGGCAUUGUCUCAUGCAAAUGUUUGAGGAGUUUGAAGACCUGGAGGAGGGACAGUCUAGGAAGCAUCGACUUCACCAAGGAAGGCAGCGGUCCAAAUUGUCUCCUGUAAAACUUGAACCUGAGGAGGAUAAGCCAAAGGCUGAAGAUGAUAAUGGCCUGGAUGAUUUGAAAGUAUUUCGUCUGUCUGGCCCCAAUUAUACAAUGGUUUCACGCAAAGGCCUGCCUGUGAAAAUUGAUGCUGAUCCUGUAGACAGCACAGUGCUGGAGACCAAAGACUGGGAUAUUUAUUCACAGUUCACCACCAAAGCAGAUCACUGGUCAACAGGCUGUGGAGACAUCACUGACCAUAUCCUGACACAUCUAGAGAGUGAGAAGUCGAAUAAAUUUCUUUCAGGGAAGUUUAGAAGAAAAAGGACAAGAAGUUCUAGUGAGGAGGAUAGAGACAAUGAUAUAAAUUAUUCAGAUCAGAAGAAGAUUAAAAAUUUUAAAGAUGAAUUUAACUCAAUAGAAGUCAGUGUUACUGUGUGUGAUACUAAAGAGCAGCAUAAAACAGCAGAGGACACUUUGAUCUCGGGAAAUAAUCAUUCCAGUUUGUGCAAUGGUGAAAGCAAUUGUGUUGGAAAUAAGGCUGCCGAAGCCGACAAAGUGGAAAUAAAAAUUGAGCCUGUUGAAAAAACUGAGCCCUUGGACUGUAAUGAGGAAGAAUCAAAAUCUGAUACAGACAAAGGUGGCAAAAAUGCUGAAGAAGUGAUCACAUCUGGUGAACAUAAAGAAUUGGCAGAAGAUGUACCAAAAAACACAAGCUCACCACACAAUUCAGAUGAUCUUAAAAAUCCAGGGUCCUCUAAUCCUGAAAAAUCUGAAGAUAAAGAAAAUGACAACAGCAAUAGCUCCCCGCCUGUGCUAACAGCAGAACGUUUAGAUGGAGAGGAAGACCUGGCUGUAGAGGGCAACAUGGAGCCCAUGAACAGCACCAUGAACACUAGUUUUUCUGGGGUCAGCAUGGAAGUUGAUACUAGCGCAGUCAUGGACACAAGUGAGGUUGUUGAACAGCAGGAGGAGAAGUGCGGGGACAAGAAAAUUAAUGAAUCAAAUGUCAAGAAUGAAAGAAUUGAUAAUGAACACAAAGUUAUUGCAGCAGACCUCACACAUGUUCACAGUGAGAGCUAUGUCUCUGAAACGGAGGAGUUAUCAGCCAGUAUUGUUGCUGAAAUGCUGAAAGAGGAUGAACAUAUAGAGGAUGAGGCAUUCCAAAGAGAUGAUCCUCCAUUAUGUGUGACACCAGAAAGCCGAGAUGAGUUGGGCAGACGCUGUGUGUGUAUAUCUAACAUCAUUCGUUCUCUUUCUUGUGUACCUGGCAAUGAAGCUCGUAUCUGCAAACAUCCUGGCAUCAUGAGAGUACUGGGCCGCUUGUUGCUGUUGCAUCACAGUCACCCACAGAGACCCCCACCAAGAAAACUGCCCAGUGGUGAGGAUGAAGAAGAGGAAAGGGAAGAACCACCUCGGGUGUACGAUGAUGAACACUGGUGGUGGGACUAUUUAGAUCAGUUGCGAGAGAACACACUUGUCAUUUUAGCCAAUAUUUGUGGCCACCUGAUGUUGGGUAAUUUUUCAGAAGAGGUUUGCUUUCCUCUCCUUGAGGGUCUUCUUCACUGGGUCAUAUGCCCAGCAUCUGUUGCUAGAGAUCCACUGCCAACUCUGACACCCGGAUCUGUGCUUUCACCUCAGAGACUUGUGCUUGAAGCACUUUGUAAAUUGUGUAUACACGAGACUAAUGUUGACUUACUUUUGGCCACACCACCAGUCAAACGUCUGUUGGAGCUCUUCAAUGUGUUAGUUAGAUUACUUGCAGAUCGCAAUCACCAAAUUACCAGAGAGUUCUCCAUUGUUCUCCUCUCUUUGCUAGUCCCAGGAGAAUCCAGUGCAGCUCGUGCAGUCGCACUGCAGCACCCUUGUGUCUCUUUACUUGUUGACUUUCUGGAGACUGCCGAACAAAAUGCACUCGCCAUUGCCAACCAGCAGGGUCUGGAAGUGCUACAAAGCAACCCUGAAGUUAUGGGUACAUCCUUGGACAUGCUUCGUCGAGCAGCAUCUAUCUUGCUCCACAUGGCCCGUGUUCCAGAUAACCGCAAAAUGUUUGUCCAGCAACAGAAUAGACUGCUAAACCUUGUCAUGUCCCAAAUUCUUGACCAAAGUGUAUCAAACACAUUAUCAGAAGUCCUCUUUGAAUGUUCGCAGUUCUCAUGACAUCAUCAGUGUGUUGAAUGAAAGCAGCAGCCAAAAUAUGUACGUAGUUUUGUCUCAUUUUGACACGUCGGCAAUGGGAGACAAGUCUAUUCAUGCGAUGGGGAGAAAUAGUUUGGCAUGAGUCAUUUAGAGAACUUUCCAGCAUCCUUGCUAAAGUACAAAAUACUUUCUCCUUCUCAGCUCAGAUGACUUGGAAGUCUUCCUUUAUGAGCAACUACCAAACUUGCAAACUGAUGAGUGCUGUGUAAAUGGUUAUUAUUCAGUGUGUCUGGGAGUAUACUUCUGUAUAUCCACACCGCUGACAAUCUCAUACAAUGAACAUAUUAAGGUGAACAUCUUGUUCAUAUCUGAAGCUAUGUCAACUUGAGUUUUAUUCAGGUGUCGAUUGGAUUUCAAAUAAAUAUGGACAAAUUGUUUAUAGGUGAUAAACUAUUUAUGUGUGGAAUGAAGUCUUUGGUUUGGGACAGUAAGUGAAUGCUGAUAGUGUAAAUUAUACAAUUAUUAUUAUUAUUUGGAGACAAAAUUGUUAAAAUUACCUUAGGUAUCUAUAUCCCUGAUUGAAAUAGUAAAACAAGGUAUGUUGAAGCUUGAAUCCCUGAUUAGUGUAAUUUGAAGAUUGUUGGUUAAUUUUUUUUAAGCAUUAUUCCACUUCAAUAAUUUAAGUUGCUUUGUGACAUCGCACAGCAAACAACUUUUAAUUAUUUAAACUGGUUGCUUUGAUUUGCUCAAAUUGCACUUGUUAAAUUUUAAAUUGAUUAGCCUAGGAGCCUGGUCUAUAACAAAACUUUGUUAACUAAAUAUUCUAUGUGUUUUUUAUGUCACUUAAUCUAAAAAAUCCAUAACAGUGUGAUUCACUGAUCAAAUGGAAGAUGGUUAAACUUUUUAAUCAAUGUUUUUCUUCUAUUUUUUUCCAUUCAAUUUUUUCAAGAAAGAAAAUCCUGCCUUUAAUAGAACUAGUGUAGCUCAUGUCAUCAUUUAAAAUGCUUGCCAAGUUUUGAAUAAAAAUGAUCUUGAGGCAGUACAUUAUUGCUUCCAAAACUAAUUCCAUAGAUCAAUGCUUUUUUUAAACUGAUGUUUGUCAUUCAAUUAAGAUGCAACUCAGUGUCUAAUUUUUAGGUCAGUUUUGAUGUUUAAUUAAGCUUGAAAUACCCACCGCCAUUUACAUGAUCUUUGAGUAAAUUAUCCAUUGUCUCACAUGAAACAAUAAAAUAGAUGUAAGUUUGGAGUAUGUAUGGAAAGACCUGAUAUUAACAAUUUGUAUAAUGUGUAAUGGAAGAAAUGAAUGAAAGUGAGGUAAGGUUUAAACGUUCAAAUUGGGGAAAGAAUAAUUUUAAGAGGAUCACACAAGUUUUUGUAACCCUGUGGUGUGUCAAGUUUCUGCCAAGCUGUGGGUUGGCUGAUUUGAUUUUUACUAAGGUACCUCAGUAAGGAAGCCCAUCCAUUACUCUACUAGGUCAAUUUGGUGUCAUUUAAAAUAUGUUUUCCCUUUUCUAAGAUGUACUUUUGUUGUAUUGAUUUCAUCCUAUAGGGAAUUCUUCAUCCUCCAACAUGAUUUGUAUUACAAUGUUUCUUUAAAUAUCAAUUUUCAACAAUAUUUUAUCUUUUGUCAUUCGCUUUGAAGUUAACCCAUUUCAAAUGAUUAAAUGAUAUGCUUCUCAGUGUAAAAAGAAAUGAUUUAGAUAUUUGUGUACUAUAUGUGUAAAGUAUAAAUCAAAUAUCAGAUAACACUAUAAACCCUUGUAAUGGGUGAACACAGGUAAGAAUUCUCUUACCAAGAGAUGCUAACUGCCAUGUAAAAAAAACAAAAACAACCCAUCAUAUCAUCGUGUUCUUUCACCCUGUCCAUUAUCCUAAGCAUUUUCCUAAUAAUGCCAUAUUUAAAGUGGAGAUCUUUUAAAUGACUUGAUUUAUUUAACUUAACCAUGAUUUGUAAAAAGAAUAUUGUAAGAAGGCAUAAUGCAAAUGUUUUGUUUUCCAUAUUUUAUUUUUUAAAUUCAAUGUGACUGUCUUGAACUGCAACCCCUUCUCGUCUUAACCUCUGACAGAUUUCUUACUGGGGGAAGUUGGGAAUGUUAGACAAAGUGAGGAAGGGUUGCACUUCAUCACCUAAGUAAAGAUGUAUAAAGGAUUAAAAUUUUGGUUGUUGAUUUAUUCCUCUGCAUUCACUCAUAAUAGUGUUCUGUAAAGCCAAAUUGUUUAUGUUAGGUUUUACUUGUAUUUGUGCAGUGUUUUAGAAGGGAGG